AUGUUCCACCAAGUGAAACUCCCGGAAGAAGACCAGGCAGCCUUCCGAAUUCUCUACCGAACGCCUGGCAGUAAUUCAGCUCCGUUAACGUACCAGAUGACGGUACACGUAUUUGAAGCUAUAUCAUCCCCGACGAGCUGCCUCUUCGCCCUCAACAGGACGGCCGAUGACUACCGCAGCCAGUUCCCAGACGUAGCCGAUAGCGUUCGACGUAAUUUCUACGUCGACAAUUAUCUAGACUCCUUCGAGUCCGAAGACGAGGUCAUCAAACGGUUCCGCGAAAUGAAGUCCCUUCUCCAGUUAGGCGGCUUCAAUUUGACUAAAUGGACGUCAUCAUCGAGAACGGUGCUAGCUGCGUUACGAGAGUUUGGCCUCGCGUCACCAACUCUAGAUCUGGACUUGGAGAAACUUCCCGUCGAAAGAACGCUGGGAGUAAUGUGGGACAGCGAACGAGAUAUGCUGACUUUCAAGAUUCGAAGCCGCCAAACAACGUGA
Molecule: messenger RNA, 495 nt
Organism: Daphnia carinata
Lineage: Eukaryota; Metazoa; Arthropoda; Branchiopoda; Diplostraca; Daphniidae
Exons: 1
Coding region: 1-495 (164 amino acids)
Source: RefSeq, a predicted model, not a curated record